Messenger RNA from Lasiodiplodia theobromae, 3522 nucleotides. Its product is annotated as Serine threonine protein. Gene Ontology annotation, cellular component: cytosol; nucleus; cytoplasm. Gene Ontology annotation, biological process: negative regulation of glycogen biosynthetic process; protein phosphorylation; intracellular signal transduction. NCBI's taxonomy places the organism in Eukaryota, Fungi, Ascomycota, Dothideomycetes, Botryosphaeriales, Botryosphaeriaceae. The record is from RefSeq and is a predicted model, not a curated record. Gene Ontology annotation, molecular function: protein serine/threonine kinase activity; ATP binding. The transcript has 3 exons. Bases 1 to 3522 code for a protein of 1173 amino acids.
AUGUGCAUCUUCUCCGCAGGCUCCAAACCCACAAGCACCACGGCCCCGGAGCAGCUACCGCCGCUACAGACGUCCAGCGACGCCGGCGACCUCAAGCUGCCCAAGAACAAGAGCACCAGCAACCUCCUGUCCCAGAGCAGCCCCGCCAACGCAUCCCUCGCCGUGAACACCGUCCGCCCGCGCAUGUCGUUCGACUCGGGCACCUCGCGGGACUAUGACAGGCUGACGAGAUCCCCCAUCGUUCCUGAGCACGAGCAUGGCCUGGGAGCCUCGGGCCUGCGCCGCAUACGGCAGCAGCCGCUGCGUCCCAGCACCAGCUCGGCCACCUCGCGCUCUGCCUCGAUCAACCUGUCCCUGCCGCCCACGCGUCACCCCUCGGCCUCGCACGCACUGCCCUCCGGGCCCGGCUCGCCCGCCCUCAACUUCAGCGAAGACCUCUCCCGCUUCCCCUCCGAGUCCCUCCAUUCCUUCUCCUUCGCCCACCAGUCCGAGGAUUUCAUAUACAACCGCCAGAAUGUCUUGAAGCGAUCCAUAGACUUUAUGCGGGACAAGCUGGGCUGGGCCGCCACCAACCCGGGCAUUGCCAACGCUCAGGCCCGUCUGAGCGGCGACCAGGAGCUGCAGAGCAUGAUGGACCUGCUGGCGCGCGCGAACCUGAUCGGUGAGGAGGCUCUGCAGGCCCAUGGCCUGGCCAUGAAGGGGCCUGUUACUGGCCCCGCGGAUUCGUCGGGCGAAAAUAUUUUCGACAAGAGCUUUGGCCGUUCAGAAAGUCCGGAGCCGAUCGACGAGAACACGCCCAUUCACAGCCCGAGGAGCGCCGCUGCCUUCUCCCCAGCCCUCAAGCCCACCAUGGAGGAGGCCCUGGCCCCGGAGAGCGACGGGAGCGUGCUCUCGUCCUCUCAGGCCUCCGGCUCGCCCGGCGCUUCCCCGCACCAGCGACUGUCCCGUUUGGCGCUGAAGAGGACAUAUACCGAUACAGCACCACUUAGGAUCCAGAGCAGAUUAAACGACGCCUUAGCCCAACCCUACUUGGCCGCCGAGCCCACUACUCUGGGCGGAAGUCAAACCCUCUCUCCAAAACAGCCAAUUCCGCAAACACCCUCCUUACCUUCCGUGCCCGGCACACACAAUGCCCCGCAUGGGCACGGCAGCCGCUGGGCGCCGGCUGCCCAGGCUAUCUUUACCACUGAAGCACAGGCUCCAUGGACCAUCACCGCAGCAAACGACUUAGCCUGUCUUGUUUUCGGAGUGACGAGAUCGGAAGUGCGGAAGAUGGGCAUCUUGGAGGUGGUUCAGAAAGAGCGACGUAAAUGGUUGGAGGACCAGCUACGAGACCCCGAUGCUGGCUCUAGAAAGGCAUUAGAAGCCCAAGCGGCCCAGAAGCCCGCCGCUCCUGCGAGCAAUAACCUUAAUAUGGGCAAUGGAAUCACAGCCAAGCUGCUGAGCAAGCCGUCGUCGCGAGCAACGCCGAAGAAGAGAUCCAAGACCGACGACGGGAGUGGUUCGUCCUUUACGACAGGCAAGAGCGUGAAGGGUGGCCUGAACCACCAAGCCAACAAGUCCAGAGGUGUACUGCUCUGCGGCGAUGUCGUACCCAUCCAAAAAAGAAACGGUGCGACGGGAGCCGCGAGUCUGUGGGUCAAGGAAAAGCGCGGCGGCCUCAUCUGGGUUCUCGAGGAGAUCGCGGAAGACGUGGUGUUCGUGACAGUCGACGAAAUAGGAUCUGUAGUCAAGGGGCAGGGCGCGAUAGAAGCCAUCUGGGGAACCGAGCGUGUUCGCAGAGGUAUGGACCUGGCAAGACUGAUUCCCGAGAUACCACGCGUCCCCGGCACCAACACCGGCGCUUUGGACUUCGACCAGAUUGCCGAGCUCAAGACAUUCACCGCCCGAACGCAGAACAGUAUCAACAUCCCCAUCACCGUGCACCAGCUAUCCGGAGAGUCGACAUUCCGCGUUUCAAGCUUCCCUCACAUCGCAGGUAUUCUCGUUUUGAAUGCCACCACGCUUCAAAUAUCGAGCGCCAAUACGGUGUUUUCUUCUGCGCUAUUUGGCCAGGCCAAACCCGAUGGCUUGCAUAUCACUGAAUUGCUCCCCAGCUUCGACAAGAUCCUCCAUAUCAUGACCGACGAGGAUCAAGUCAGCCUAGUCGACGGCAUCGUUAUCCCUGAACACAGUUUCCGCCGGGCCCGUGCGCUGCUCGCUAUGCGAGAAGGUAGAGAAGAUGCAGCUGCUGUUUUCCUGAGACCCAGUGGACUCCCUGCGAGACACCGGGACGGUGCGGAGAUAAUGGUUGAUGUGCAGAUGCGUGUGGUCAAAAGUGAAAAGUCGCCCAAAUUUUCCGACAGCGUCAUUGUUGAAAACGAAACCGAAGAAGCUCUCGAGCAUCAUCCCGCUUCAGAAGUCGUAUACGCUCUCUGGAUCACGUACUCAAGACAACUUCACGCCGUGAACCACGGAGUCGGUCCUGUAACGCCCCUCAUGUCGCGACCUGGCACUCCACCCCAUCAGCCCUCGCCCGGACAAUCCGUCAGCCAGCUCCACCCCGAAGAAGCCGACUCAUCGACACCACGGAGAGGAAGCCCCCCUGUGUCGUUGCUUUCGAAGCAAAUCAAAGAAGCGGAACCGCCAUCUACUCCCAAGCAAGAGCAAACAAAGCCAACGAUCGUGCAACAACCUGCAACACCUGGCACCCCUGCCAAGAAAAAGACCAUUGACGACUUUGUUGUGCUCGAAGAAAUGGGCCAAGGUGCAUAUGGCCAGGUCAAGCUGUGUCGAUACAAGAAUGGCAGCAAGAAGAUGGUCAUCAAGUACGUGACCAAACGCCGCAUUCUCGUCGACACAUGGACUCGCGAUCGCCGCCUCGGUACCGUUCCGCUCGAGAUCCACGUUCUCGACUACCUCCGCCGCGAUGGCUUCAAGCACCCCAACAUUGUGGAGAUGGCCGACUUCUUUGAAGAUGACGUCAACUACUACAUCGAGAUGGUGCCGCACGGUCUGCCUGGGAUGGACCUGUUCGAUUACAUCGAGCUCCGUGUCAACAUGGAUGAGACCGAGUGUAGGAAGAUCUUCGUGCAGGUUGCAGAGGCUUUGCAUCACCUUCACACGAGGGCCAAGGUCGUGCACCGGGACAUCAAAGAUGAGAACGUCAUUCUCGACGGUGAAGGAAAUAUCAAGCUCAUCGACUUUGGCUCUGCGGCGUAUAUCAAGAAUGGUCCUUUUGACGUGUUCGUUGGGACUAUUGAUUACGCAGCACCCGAAGUUCUGGCAGGUAAAUCCUACCGCGGCAAGGAACAGGACGUCUGGGCUUUGGGAAUCCUGCUCUACACGAUCGUGUACAAGGAGAACCCAUUCUACAGCAUAGAUGAGAUCAUGGAUCACGAUCUUCGCGUGCCGUACAUCAUGAGCGAGGAGAGCAUCGAUCUUAUCCGGCUUAUGCUGAACCGGGACGUCGAUCAGCGCAUCACAAUCGGUCAAGUGCUGGAACAUCCGUGGUGCAAGAUGGAGGGACAGGGUACUGGUUGA